ACGAGAAGUUAUUUUUCAGGGGCAGUCGCUCUUUAAUAAAAGGAAGCAUAGAAAUAGCAGAAAUAGCACAGAUAUACCGCUUCUCAGACUUGCUUUCAAUGAGAAUGACACAUCUAUAACUCACAUUUCUUGGUAUUGUCUCCCAAAAAGCUACAUACCCAACUGUGUAGCAUAUUGUUUUUCAUAGCUAAAAGAAAGGGGAAGUCUGUCAGACACACUUGAGAGCUUAGAAACUUGCUACGCGAGGCUACAUUUUCUAAAUCAUGGACAAACUGUCUGUCUUUUUGUUUGUUCUUUCCUUUUGCACCAUUGUCAACGCAGGUUCAGGAUCACAUUCUCUGUGGGCACUUGCAACAUAUAUAAGRGGAGAGACGCCUUUCCCUGAGUUUACGGUUGUGGUGAUGUUGGAUGAUGUUCAAGUGGCUUACUAUGACUCCAACAUGAAACACUUCAUCUACAGGGGUCAUAACACCUCAGACAAAAUACAUGAUGACGAAGCUAAGAACGGAGGUUUUGUAUUUGGAGUUAUGUACCACCACAUGAAAGAGAGAUACUUUCACCUAAAGCACCACUUGAAUCUCACGGAAGGUGUUCAAGUUCAGCAAAGAAUGGCUGGCUGUGAGAUGUUGGACAAUGGUGAACCAGCCCUGAUCGUGACAAAGAAUAUUGUCAAUGCAGUUUUUGUAGAUCAUGCAAUAUAUUACAACAUGACACAUUUUACAUAUGAUGCUGGUAAACUACUUCAAGGAUGGGGUGGGAUGAGGCAAGCACAGGAAAAAUUUCUUUAUGAGAAUGUUUUACUUCCCCUUUGCAUCAGAACACUGAAGACAAUCCUGAAGAGAGAGAAGAACGUUGUGAUGCGUAAAGUUCCUCCCAGACUCAGGUUGAUAAAUAAAGAGCUUUCUGGAGGGCUCCAGGUGAGCUGCCUGGCGUUUGGUUUCUACCCCCGCCACAUCAACCUGACCCUGCUGAYAGACGGCCAGCCAGUGACAGAACAGGAGCUGACAGGGGGGGAGGUGCUGCCUAGUGGAGAUGGGACCUACCAACUGAGGAAGAGUCUGGAGGUCAGUACUGAGGAGCUAAAGAAGAGACACAACUACACCUGUACUGCCUCUCACCUCAGUCUGGACAACAAGCUGGAUGUCAGUUGGGAGUCUGGGGCAGAGAGAGUUCACCUAUCCACCCUCUCAGUUCUACUGGUGAUGCUGCUGAUUGUUAUUCUAUUGGGRAUUUUCAUUUGUGUCAAAAGGAGGAGGAGUAACGACUGGGGCCUCCCGGGCCUGAAAGCUUGCCGAAUUGACAGAGGAUCCCAUGGUGGUGGCCAUGUGCUGACCAAGCAGCAGGAGUGGGGAGUGGUGGAAAUGGCGAGGGCCAGGAAUGAUGACAUACGGCUGUCUGAAAUAAAGCAGGCCAUUGAGGAGAACGAUGACACCUUGGCCAAUGUAGCAUCCAUCAGCCUACCAACAAUCACCUGCCUUUUGAAGAGGCACCAGGUAUCUAUGAAACAUAUUUACCUGGUGCCUUUUAAGAGAAACAACGACCGGGUGAAACAACUGCAGGCUGAGUAUGUUCAGAGGGUGAUGGUGCUUGAUGCUGCUGUGAACCAUCACAAGUAUAUCUUUGUUGAUGAAGCGGGCUUCAACCUGGCCUAA
This is a messenger RNA of Salvelinus sp. IW2-2015, 1652 nucleotides long. The record is from RefSeq and is a predicted model, not a curated record. Lineage: Eukaryota; Metazoa; Chordata; Actinopteri; Salmoniformes; Salmonidae.